This is a messenger RNA of Diuraphis noxia (Russian wheat aphid), 1771 nucleotides long. Its product is annotated as CXXC finger protein 1. Lineage: Eukaryota; Metazoa; Arthropoda; Insecta; Hemiptera; Aphididae. The record is from RefSeq and is a predicted model, not a curated record. Gene Ontology annotation, cellular component: Set1C/COMPASS complex. Gene Ontology annotation, biological process: positive regulation of DNA-templated transcription. Gene Ontology annotation, molecular function: DNA binding; zinc ion binding.
UUGACUAGACAGUGACUAGUGAGUCUGUCGUCUGUGCUUAGUGCUUACUGCUUACAUGCUGCUUACUCACAAGUCACAGAUAUAUAAAAAUAUUUUUAUAUAUUAUUCGUGUGCUUACUGCAAUCACACUAUCACAGACUUCAAUACUUCUGUUACUACACACUAACUCACUACUCAGCAGAGCGGCUCUAUGGAUUAGUAUUUAGUGAUUGCUAUUUACUAUUAACCACGAUUUAAGAUACCUAUCUUAAAUCGUAUUAUUAACUUACCCUAAAUAAGCUAUUUCCCACGACGUAUUUUUUUUCUCUGAUAAUUUAGUUGUUAGAUGUAAAAAAUAUCGUCGGGACAUCACAUUAAAACCUUAAUUCAUUGACAAUACAUAUGAUAAUAUGCCUCGACUAUCUAAAGAAGAAAUUGCCAAGCAAUUUAUGCUUCCAGAGCGUAAAUCUAAAAUUGCGACUCUACUUAAACAAGAUGGACAAGCAUAUUGCAUUUGUCGAUCAUCAGAUAGUUCUAGAUUUAUGAUUGGMUGUGAUGCAUGUGAAGAUUGGUAUCAUGGUGAUUGUAUUGGAAUAACAAGAAAGCAGUCAAAACUCAUCAAACAUUAUUUUUGUGAUAAAUGUAAAUCAGAAGAUGCUUCGUUGAAAACUAUUUUCAAAACUUCAUUAAGUCGUAGUGAUUUUAAAGAAAAAAAUGAUCACUAUGUUGAGAGCAAACGAGAUAGUCGUGAAAAAUAUCGACCUAAACACAGAUCUUGCGGUCGUUGUGAAAAUUGUAAACGARUUGAAAAUUGUGGUUUAUGUUUGGGAUGUUCUGAAAUGCGAAGAUUUGGUGGUACAGAUUUAUGUGAAAAUAAAAUAUGUUUAAAUGUCAACAAACAAGAAAAUAGGCCUUUAUCCAAGUCAACUAAGAGAAAACGAAAGGAUUCCAGUUCUGAUGGUGAUCAUGUUAGUUUACCAUUGUUAAACCGUGAUCAUUGCUACGGUCCUGGAUGUACUCAAAUAGCAAGGUUUAAUUCCAAGUACUGUUCAGACAAAUGUGGUUUAAGUUUAGCUAAUGCUAGAAUUUUUCAUGUACUACCUCCAAGACUUCAAGAAUGGGCUUUAUCACCAUGUGUUGCAGAAGAAACAAAUAAAAGAAACCUAGAAGUAGUUAGAAAAGAACAACUAGAAGUUAGAGAUAUAUUGAAAGAAUUGGAUAAAAGACAUAAAGAGCUUGAUAAGUUAUUAGAAAAAGCAAAGUUGUUGUCUGUUGAUUUGAAUCAAGAAGUGCAAGAUAUUGACGAAGAAAUGAGUAUGCACUGUGUGACAUGUGGACAUGAAAUACACACAAGAACUGCUGUAAAGCAUAUGGAAAAAUGUUUUAAUAAGUAUGAGAGUCAGUCAUCAUUUGGUUCAAUUUACAAAACUAGAAUUGACGGAAACAAUAUGUUUUGUGAUUUUUAUAAUUCUUCACAAGGUACUUAUUGUAAAAGAUUAAGAGUUUUAUGCCCAGAGCAUUUUAAAGAUUCAACUGUCAUUAGCGAUACUGAGUUAAUGUUACAGUGGUUAAAAUUAGAUGAGUUAGUUGAGAAGGAAAGACAGAUACGUUAUAGAAUGUCUUCAAGAGCAGGAGUUUUAGCAUUAAUGCUACACUCUACUUAUGACCAUGAAUUGAUGGAACGUCUAUCUGCUGAAGCAAAGAAUUCUCAACAUCAACGUGAAAACAAUUCUUGUGUUUCUUCAAAAUCAACUAAUGUAUCUGAUGAAUAGGGUUCAAUGUGAAUUCAAAA